This is a messenger RNA of Epinephelus moara (kelp grouper), 13851 nucleotides long. It is a transcript of the gene raver2, whose product is annotated as ribonucleoprotein, PTB-binding 2. NCBI's taxonomy places the organism in Eukaryota, Metazoa, Chordata, Actinopteri, Perciformes, Serranidae. Gene Ontology annotation, cellular component: cytosol. The transcript is spliced from 19 exons. The coding region runs from base 417 to 3059 and encodes 880 amino acids. Gene Ontology annotation, molecular function: mRNA binding. The record is from RefSeq and is a predicted model, not a curated record.
UAUGUGACUAGUGUUGACUCAAAAUUAUUUAUGUUUAGUUCCUUUUUAAAACUUGUGAACUCAACAAUAUCCUGGAAAAUGUGCUAACUUUUAACGCACAACAUUAGCUAAUCCCUCAUGAAGUGGAUAUGGCUAGCAAACAUGUUAGCUAACAUUGCCUAUUUGCACAUCCAGGAGAGAGACAAGACUAAACCACUGAAGUCGUGUUUCUGGUCACUUCAUGCAUGGCACUGGCAGCAGGGCUCUCUUUGAUGACAUCACAAACGUUGAUUGGCUGAGGCAGUUGUUGUCCCAGGGCUAUCAUACAACAUGUUCUCAGGACAACAACCACUUGGCAAAAUCAGGACAUGCAACCCCAUCCAUGGGGUACCUUGUAACAUUUCACCUCCACCACUUUUCAACGCAAUUGUAGGAGAAUGCUACCCAAGAUGGCGGCAGCCUCAUCCAUCCAGCCGCCGAGCGUUCACUCUUCUCUAGCCGGGGAGAGCGCACUUUCCCCGGAGAUGGACAGCCCCGAGAGCCGGCAGCCGGAGGAUGACGAGCCGGCGGCGGCGCAGCCCUCCGACUCGGAGAUUUGCCUCCGCGACCUGCCGGACCUGGAGCCGGAGGAGAUCGAGAGGAGGCUGGCCAAAACUCGCCAGGAGCUGAGCAACAGGAGGAAGAUCCUCAUUAAGAACCUGCCGCCUGACACCACCAACCAGGAAGUCCAUGAGAUUCUGAAAGAAUAUGAACUGAAGUACUGCUUUGUGGACCGCAAUAAAGGCACAGCCUUUGUGACUUUGCUGAACGGGGACCAGGCUCAGGAUGCCAUCCGCUCCCUCCAUCACAGCACUGUCCGGGGACGCUUGAUCAACGUCACGCUGCAGCCCACGGACUCCCUGCUCUGCCUCACCAACCUGCCCCACACCUUCACUGCCCAGCAGUUUGAGGAGCUGGUACGCGCCUAUGGGAACAUCGAGCGCUCCUUCCUGGUGUACAGCGAGCUGACGGGCCACUCCAAAGGAUACGGCUUUGUUGAAUACAUGAAGAAGGAUUCUGCUUCACGGGCCCGUUCUGAGCUGCUGGGCCGACCGCUGGACGAUCGCUCAUUGAUGGUGCAGUGGAUGGAUGUCAACCAGCUGAGCCAGGAGGAGAACCUGCACUCCAAGUGUCUGUGUAUAAACCGGCUGCCGCUGGACCUGUGUGACUCUGAAGAACUGACCCAGCUCUUCUCCGAAACCUACAAACCCGUCUUCUGCCAGCUCGCUCAGGAUGAGGGCAGCCCAGUGCGAGGCUUUGGUGUGGUGGAGUAUGAGAGCGCGGAGCAGGCGGAGGCUGUGCUGAUAGAGAUGGACCGAACACUGGUGGGAGGACAAGAGGUCCGUCUCUCACUCUGUACCCCCGGCACCUCAGGGAGAAGCACCCUGGCUGCACUCAUCGCCGCCCAGGGUAUGAUUCUGAGUAAUAGGAAAGGUCUGCUACCAGAGCCCAACAUAGCCCAGCUGUUGACCAGUAUGACCAACCCUGCUGCCCUGCAGAUCCUCAUGAGGCCGUACCACACUGGGAAAAGAGGCGGGAAGUACGGGCGUCACGCCAGCCUGCCGUUCCUCAGACCUCCUCUCACCACGGCUCUGCUCACACUGGGAAAAGCACACCAGAGCGCCAUGCUUGGGAAUGGACUGGUCCUCCAGAACCUCCUGCAUAUGCAGCUCGCACAGCAACAGCUUCUUCACAUCAAAGACAAACGCAUCAGCAGCGUCUCCAGUCUGCUCGGGGACCCGUCCAGGCUGCUGAUGCAGAAAGCUUUGUCUUUGCGGCCUCCAGGCCUUGUGCCGCUGGGGAAAGGCCUCCUGGGAGACUCCCCUACAGAGUUGGGCCAGGAGUCAGUGCCACCGUCUACCCACAAUUCCACAGUAGUGGUGUCGGCGGCAGGUGUGAUGCCAUACCUCCAGGGUCGAGCUGGAGGGGGAGAACAAAACAGCAGCCAUUCUAUCUCCACAAACCCUUCUGCUUCCUCCUCCUCUUCUUCCUCCUCCACCUCCUGUGACAGGCAGCCAGCUCCUCCUGGGACCAUGGUGAGCUCCCAUCCGCAGGGACAGAGCUACUCCUUGGGUAUAAGUAACUCAGGCCUCGGCCCGCCUCCACCUAAACCCCCUGGGGGAGUUUAUACAUCAGCAGGCCAGCACAACAGCUCUGAUGGCUGCCCCCUGGCUGGCAUGGUAACUGGUGGUCAGGGCUCUCUGUUGGGCGAUCCUCCUAAAGAAGUCAGACUGCCUUCCAAUCCUUACCUGAACCUGGCCAGUGUGAUGCCAGGGGUGGUUCUCCAAGGGUCGGUGGGGAGUAAAGCCCAGGGAGGACAGCCCGGCCCCGGGGUGUAUGGCAGCACGGUCGCUCCUGUUGUCUCCCAGGGCUCCGCCUCCUUCUCCCACAGCGCGGCAGCUACAACAACAGCCCCGUACAGCACUGAUAACUCCACUGACUACAACCAAUACAACCAGGCCUACACACAGGAGGCCAUGCAGCAGUGGUACCAGCACUACCAAGCACAAGCUCACACCUAUAGCACCGCUGCUCCACAGGACAGCACGGCCACAGACUACAGCAAGGAGCACACACAGGCUCCACCGGUGUCGACCUACGGGGAUUAUAGUUCCUACAUGCAGGCGGUCACUCAGUACUACUCCCAACCUGCAACAGCCAACCAGGCCUACGCCAGCAAGGAGGUAGAUGUGUGUAAGCCUCUCGGAGUCUCUCUGCACGCAGUCAGUAACGGCGCCGCCCCUCCACCGGCCGUCCUGCCAGCUGCUGCCGUGCUCCCAGCCUACAGCACCCUGCCUUUAAUGCCCGGCUUCCUUGGGGCGCCACACCCGGCGGCAGCCACACCAAGCCCUGUCACGCACACACACACUGCCGCCACUGACUGGAACACCUACUAUUAUAACCAGACGCGGGGCCAUAAGAGGGAGUACCCUCAGCUGGCGGUGCAAGACGUGGCAUCAUCUGAUGGCGCCUACAUCGGGCAGCACUCCCAAGGCCUUGGAGGGCAGUACGCUGACUACUUUAAGAGGAAGAGGCUCUAGUAUGAACCAAACCACCUUAAAGCCUAAAGCUUAUGGAGGGAGGCGCACACACACACAGCGUCUGCUGGAUGUCACAGCUCCCUCUAGUGGCCUUUCUGUGGCUGCCAUUUUGCAUCCCUACAGUAGGUAUUGAGUUUAAUAGAAUCUGGGGUUGCAAAUGGCUCAAGUGAAAGCAAGCCAUAGUGCUCUUUGAUCCUGGCACUUAUACACACACAUACACACACAUAGACACAAACACGGUGUUGCUUUUGUCCUGUUCAAGCCUUAAACUCUUUAACUUAAACUGUUGUUUCUCAGUCAGUGUGUCAACUGUACUCAACUAAUAUUCUCUUGUACAUUUUUUCUAAUAUAAUGUAAACUAAAGUAUACUGUAUCUGUACGUAUAAGCUGCUUUUGUAUCUGCAGCCAGGCGACCUGUCUGUCUGCCUGCUGAAACUGUCUUAGGACUGGUCCUACAGUCAAGGUGUCUCCCUCUCUGUCUCUUCUCAGACUCACGCUUUGAUUAGUCAGUCGAACUGACAUCUGUUUGUUCCCGCUUCAGUGUCUUUUCUCUUUUCCUUGUAUUGCCCAGGUUUCCUCUUUUAUAUCUCCCCCCUGCGGAGAAUUAGAGUGUGUGUGUGUAUGCGUGUGCGUAUGUGUGUGAGUGUUUAUGCGUGUUGAUGUGCUGUUUCUGUAGGAAGUGUCAGCCAUUUCAAUCCCAAAGGUUUGGGAGUACAUCAGGAAAAAAAAGGGCCUGAACCAAUCAAAGCCCUUAAUCGUGGUGACUUUUACAAUAGCUUCCCUCAAUGAAUGGACCUUUCUUUCUAAAGACUGGACAGAAAAUAAAAGCCUGGUGUAAAUACGGUGUGUAAUACAGAAUAUAUAAAGCCAUGCGUAACAGACAAUAUCACGUUUAACGGUUUCCCAGCUCUCUUGUGAGCGUAUUGUACUACAUGAGUGAAAGGAAAACAUUUACUGCGUGUCUGAUUUUGUUUUGUUUUUUUAAAUCUAUACUGUUAUAUAUUUGUAAUAUAAUAUAAUAAUAUUCCAAGGCAAUUUAUUAAUAUUGAAUCAAGUUGUGUUGACUUAAAUGUAGUUAUCUGGUUUGGUUUUUAACAUUUAAACCAAAUAUUAAGGCACAGUCCUUUCUCUACUCUCUUCUAUCUGUUGUGACGCAUUAGGGUGUUUUCGGGAAGAUCUGUUGGGACUCAACAGCCGCUUAAUGUCCACUUCCAGCUGCCAUUAGAACGUGAAGGAUUCAGACUGUGAGCGUGUCUCGAAUCCAUACUACAUACCGACUCAAAGCACGUUUUGAAACACCUUAAAAGGACAGAAGUUACUACUAAUCACUCAGCACGUGUAUCAAAAACUUUGAUUGUUUUUUUAGUGUGCUGUCAAUGGACAGAGCUUUCCCACAAUGCAAUGCACAAAGAAAAUGGAGGAGCUGCUCCAAGAUGGGAAAAAGAUUGGAACUAAUGGUUGAUGGUGGUGAAUCAGCUCCAGAAACAAAACACAAAACUUAAUAAUUUUGGAAAAAUUGGCAGUGAUAUUCCAAUGUUGCAGUUUGAUUGCAUUUUCAUGAUGCACAUAUUGCAUCAUUUCCUGUUUCUAUAUAAUGGAAAAGUAUGUUUUUUAUUGUCUUUUGACUGUGUAUACUAUAAAGAUUAGUAUAUGUACAGUUGGUAUGUAAUAAGAGAUUUGGACACAGUCUUAUGAUGGACGUUUAGCAUUUUCUUAUUUUGUGCUCAUCACAUGCUACUGUGCAUGUUUUUUUGUGGAUGCUUGUAAAAUUUCUUAGUUAUAAGGGAAAGAAAAAAAAAACUUUAAAUGUCAAUCUUCGCAGAGUUCUUCCCAUUUUUACAAAGCAACAGAGAAAUUAUUUUUAAUUCUUUGUCAGAAUAAAAAGACGUUUUGUUUGUUUUAUUAAAGCAAAGGCUGUGAACUGAAUAACACUUCAUGUCCAGGAGGUUUGACGUUCAUCAUUGAGGAGAGAGCUCGGUAUUUUAGUAUUACAGCUCGGACAUUAGGUUUGUUAUGUGCACAAACCGGCAAUAACCCAGGCUCCUACUACUGUAGAAAGUUGAAUGUAAAAUGUUUGUUUCUUUGCUUUUGACACAGCAUUAUAUAUACUCCUACGUAACGGCUCACAUGCUUUUUUUUUUUCUUUUCUUCUUGCUGUACGUGUCUUUGUAUUCUGCUCAGAACUAUCUGAUUAUACAUCACGGAGAAGAAUAUUACUUGUGUCGCCAUGGCAACAACCCUCACACACUGUGAAAACCCAAUAGCAGUUGAGAUCAGAUAAUGCAGAUACGUCGGUUUAGUCCAGAUAUGCGGUGUGAGUUUCUCAUCAGUGGGAAUAACGGUCGGCUGUAAACAUGUUUACAUGUGCGGACACAAUAAUAAUGGAGGAGUCUCGGGUCAGUGCUGGCAUGCAGGUCCGCUUAUUAAGUACUAAUAACAUGGCUUAACAUUAAACUUAAGGGCAAUACAUAGUUCUCUAUUCUUUGCUGACUCUCUUGCUCUCUUCAUCCAAUUAUGUGUUUUCUAACUAGAUUUAACUGUGAUGUGUUUCAUGGUGUCUCGCUUUCACUACCUGGAGAUUCAUAUUUAUCAUGAAACUUUGACACAUUUUGAAGCAUGCCUCCAGACAAUGAUUAUAUAUCGUGGAUAUGGGCAAUAUAAGAAAAAAAAGGAGAGGAGCUCUGGAGGGCAAAAAAAGUGAUAAAAUGUAUUCUGCUUCAUAUUUGCACAAAUACAGGCAGAAAGAUGGCAGAGGAUCUGCCCACCACAACCUUCUUUGUUUCCACAUAUUUAUCAUAAUGAAUUUUCUCACUUCUUGUGUAUCUAAUUGCUGCCUUCCUUUCUUUUUUCUUUUUUAUUGCCCAUUUGGGAAGUCUUUUAAACUACACUUUGACUCGACUCUUCCUGGUUCACAGUCAUUUUCAUACAGUGGCAUUUCCCAGAAUCUCAGUUUAGACAGUUGAGGGAUGUCCCGCUCAUCCUCAAACCUUAACCCCGAGGUUAUGUGUGAUGCAUAUCAGAUUGAUUUUAUAUUUAGCUUGUAAACAUUUUAAAAAGCUAGUCAUAUUUCACUUUUUCUUCCCCAUUUUUCUUAUCAUCAUCUAUCAUCUUUGUAUUCAGCAUGCAUCUGUAUCUUCAAUUUCCAUUCAUACUUCUGUGUCCUUGCACUGUUGUGGCUUAUGUCCUGUCUGUUUCCUGUGAUUUUGACUGUCACUUCUGGUGGCUGUGCUAGCUAAUUUAAAAUGCCUUCAUUUUGGCUUUUUUUUUUUUUUUUUUUUGCCGCCUUCACAAUAUUGUUAUAAUCAGAUCAACUUAUAUUUAUCCAUUUUGCCUCUGAAAAAUAACCACAAAGCUAUAAAAAAAAAGUCUAAAUAAGUGACUAAAUGCACACCUUCUCCAUUCAAUAUGGCUCUAAAUCUGUCUUUGCCACUGAUUUCCUUUAAUAAUGGAUGUCAAAAUGCUGCACUUAGGUCUAUAAUAAUGACUGAAUACAACAUGUCAACAACUUCACAUAACAGAAAGAGCAAAAAUGAUGUAAUUUGAAAUGCAGCAAUUUGAAUUUGUUCACAUUGCACAGCCAGCAAUAUAAAGACAAUGCGAGGGCUGACAGGUUGAUGCGCUGGUUUGGAUGAAGUUACCAGAAAAUAUCACAGGUUUGGGCAGGUGGGUCAUAACAUGACAAUGCAGCGCCCUUUUAAGAUAUUAAUAAGUUACAGAAACAUUGCGUGCAAUAGUCCACCUUCCACCUCUAUUCCAUCUGUCACUCUCUCUCGAACAGGCUGUGGCGCUCAGUCCUUCUCUCUGUCCUUGUCUCUGUUCUAAUCCUGACAGUUGAGCUUCUAUAAUGCAUAAAGUUUGCGAUUAGUGGGUCUGGUUCAGGGGGUUGAUUAAUGCAUAUUUUUGAGGGACUGGCGGUGCUGAUUGGCUCUCUUAAUGAUUCAGGUUGGUGCACAUCACUACAAGUUAUCAAUAUGUGGUGGUACUUGUGUACAAGCCCUCAUCUUCUCCUCUGCACUGCUCUAACACCAGGGGCCAGAUGCAUAAACAGUGUGUAAGCACAAAAAACACGCGUACGCCUUUUCCCGCACAAACUGGUAUUUAUAAAGUAAGAAUUUGCAGUGAGAAUGUACACAACUCACACGUUCUCCAGACCAGGUUUACUCACGGUUUCAGCUGAUAGCUGUGGGCGAUAUGACGAGGACGAGAUUGAAGCACUUUAUAAAGUCAACAAGAAAGCUAUGAAUGAAUCAUUGAUCGUCCUUCUGCUGUUUAAUAAUAAUAUUGAUUGUUUCAGAAAUGUGAUUAUUAGCGGUACAGAUGCUACAAAUAUCCACAGCUGCUCUGGCACCAUUGGAGAGCCUUGCAGAUGUGAUACAGUUGGUGAAAUUGCACUUUCUUUGCCUUAUUUCUCAUCUCGAGGGGCACAAGUAUCGAUAUGCACACGGCUGUUUAAGGCCGUUUCUACGUCUGUUUAUGGCAAACUUUGGGUGCGGGAAUGAGGCUCGUGUGCAUGCACCCUGACCCACAAUGACUGAGAUUUAUAAAACAGAAUCAGGCAUAUGCACAGCUGUAUCAACUUGAUGAAAAGAAUGCGUAUGCACCUUUGUGCAUACACGCAGUUUUAGUCGUGAAUCUACAGAGUUUUAUGCAUCUGGCCCCUGAACUGCCUAGUUGUUGAUUUUCUGUCUUGAAAUAAAAAAUUAAACAUCGAGAGAUCUAGCAAGUCCACCUGCUAACACCUAAAGCUUGGGAGAAAGAGUCUGUGUCUGUAGUCACAUGAUACCUCUGUCCAUCUGUGGCUUUCUGUACUGUAGAAGCCAUUUUGCAUUUUCCCUCUUAAGCAGUUGUUUUAAAAUUUUCCUUCAUAUUCCACUCUUUCAUUCUCCCCACAUCAGCUGGAGCCACUUGGACACAUUUUAUGGCGACGUGUCCCUCUGGACUAGUUGGCUGUCUGGCUCGGAGCCUCUGUUUGGUUUGCUUCCUGGUGUGAGUGGAUGAAAAGUAACCAGCUGGACUCCAGGUGAUCGCUGUCACCUCCACCUCUCUGAAAGACAGGAUAGGAAUGUCUGUCUAUGCGAGUGUGUGUGUUCAGACCAGAGACAGGGCCUCUGUGUUUGUGGAUGUUAACAGCUGAGGCAGCAGAAGCGCUGUCUGCUUGUCUGUUUUCCCGUCUGUCUGUCAUCCUGGCUGUCUGUUUUCCAGUCUGUCUGCCACAGUGGAUUCAGGUAGUACAGUCAGUCAUGCCUGAAUUAUUUUAAUGGUGUCAGCUUUUUCUCUGCAUUAUGUCUCACUUGCUCUAAAGCCAUGACUGUAUAAACUACUGUGUGUGCAUGUGUGUGUGUGUGUGUGUGUGUGUGUGUUUGGGUGUCAAAACUAUUGAGGACAAAACAAAUAUAAGCUCUUAUCAUGCAAGUCCAGAUGUAACAGAGUGAAGGGAUUUAUUAUUCCUAAACACACGAGGACAGAAGCAGGAGUGUAACCGAUGCUCUGAGACCUCCGAGAAGAAUCAUGUCGCCACACUUGAAUGUAGGACUUCCUUUGCUUUGCCAUUUUCAAAGGUCCAUUCACUCGGUUUCGGCCGUUCACUAAGACUGAGAGCAGAACUAUCUGUUGGACUUGACCAUGAAGUUAAGUGUCACUCUGUCAGAGCCUGUGUGUUCUCUCCCCACUUUUACAUCAUCAAAAAUCAUGUCAAGAUGCAGGAAAACCAGGCAGCUCAACAGGUGUUAGUUGUGUUGGUGGUCUUGAAUGAAUGUCCAAAUGGGGAACACUACUUUUCCAUGGACUUUUAUUUUGUUAUUGACAGAACAGUUCGUUAUAUCACACAAACAUAUUGUGCUGAUUUUUCACCAUCAUACUUCCAAGCAAUUGUGAGUAAGAACAAGGAUGUUGGUGACGUUUGUCUGAGCUCAUUUGUAGCCAAUACAGUUGACAAUUCUCCAAAUAUGGAUGUUGCUACAGAGAAGCUACAUAUUCUAAAACACAAAGCUUCACACACAUCUUCAACCAGGCAGCACAGAAGAACUAUACACUCACACAGUUUUAAGAUGGGCGCCCAAAAUCAGUGUCACCAAUAGAGAUACUGAUGAGAAACCUUGUUCACGUGAAUGAGAUGGACCAAAGGUCAUGGUGACCUUGACCUUUGACCAUCAAAAUGGAAUCGGUUCAUCUUUGAAUACAAGUGGACGUUUGUGCCAUUCAUUCAUUCAUUUUUCGUAACUGCUUAUCCUGGUAGGGGUCAUGGGGGGCUGGAGCCUAUCCCAGCUGACAUUGGGCGAGAGGCAGGGUACACCCUGGACAGGUCACCAGACUAUCACAGGGCUGACACAUAGAGACAGACAACCAUUCAUGCUCACAUUCACACCUACGGCCAAUUUAGUCACCAAUUAACCUGCAUGUCUUUGGACUGUGGGAGGAAGCUGGAGUACCCAGAGAAAACCCACACUUACACUAAGGUUCGAACCCACAACCUCUGGGAUUGAACCUGGCGACAAUGCUAACCAUUACAUCACCGUGCCACCCGAAUUUAAUUUAAUUUAAAACAGACUGCCUCUGGCUACGGUGGCGCAGGCAUAAGCCAUAAAAACUGGGUCCGAUAAAAAAAAAAUUAGUGCAGCACAACUGUUAAAAUGUAGUGGAGCUCAGAAACAGGUAUUUUUUUCAGAUAUAUGAGAACUGGCAGUAAUGCUGCCUUUACCUCCUGACACUUUCAUUUGGCUUCCUGUUGGUUUGUACCUGGCGUUUAAUGUUCAUCUGGCUCAAACUAUAGUGGGAAUCUUUAGUUUUACUCCGAUUGUCACUGUUCAGCAUUGCUCAUGUGUUGCCAUAACAACCAGCCAAGUUGAUUUGACCUUGACGUUGUUUGCAUUUCCCUUAGUCUUCUUGAUUUCCUUCCACAUCCAGUAGAAACGCCCCUAAGCAUUCCAGUGGGUUUAAGAUUUUAUUUUGACAUUUGGUUUCCUGUUCCUUUUAAGUCUGACGGUAAUGUGCGUGUCCUCCUGAAGGCUGUGUGCCAGAAAAUGGUUGGUGAGCACAUUUUUAUUUUCUUUCUGUAACUGACUGCCACACAGUUUGAGAUGUGACUUCACACAAAAUACCCCAAAAAUUUGUGCUCCAAACAUGGUUUCCACUUAAAAAAAAAAUCGGACCCUGUCUGCUCUCACAUGUUGACUUGCAGAUUUAUUAAAGCUUCUCUUUGUCGUGCGUUCGCUCAGUAGUUUUGCAGAUAGCUGGUGUUUACCUGGACUGGUGCUCUUUGUAUGCUGGAACCAGUAAUUGCAGGUGGGUGUAUGUGUGAGCAUGCGAGUGUGUGUGUGGGUGUAGCACUGUAAAAAUGCGCUCUUGGCAGGUAAUGGGGGUAAGGAGAGACAGGCUGAAAGAAAGAGGAAUGGAAAAACAACCCCAGCUGCCUUCAGCCGCUCAGCCUGCAGGGAUUUCUUUUAUUCUUCCUGUGCCUUUCUCCUCCUCUGUCUGCUCAGUGAAGAGUGUUGGUUAUGUCUGCCAGACUCCUGCAUGUUGCACGUACCUGUAGAGCUGUCACACACACACACACACACACACACACACACACACACACACGUUCCAACACACUGGAAUUGUCUCCUCUCUGCUCUGAUUAUUUGUAUUAGCUGGACUCUCACACAGCUUCCUCUGGUGUGAUCCAAAUCUAUACGAAUGCAUUAUUGUCCUCAUGUGCUUAUCGUCGUCUCCCCCGUGGUGUAAAUUGUCCACCCUCCUCCGUAACGACUGAAAACAAUCCCAGUUGGUGAGGAGAUAUCUGACAGCAGUCUAAUUGUAGACGCUCAAGUGCAGACUCAUAAGGUCACAGCUGGCAUCAAGCCUCCAAACCUGUCAGUCAAAGGAUGCGCAAAAUGUGUCGGCUUAGUGACAAAUAAUCCCACUCAAUCUACAGCAGUCACAUAUAAAGGAUAAGGUUGAUGAUAUUGUGUGGUUUUGUUAUUGUUGACAAAUCCGUCAGUGUGUUAGUCCGUCUCUUUCUGACUUCCAUAACCUGUCUGCGCCUGUGUUCAGCCCCAAGCUCCUACUGAAGACAUAAAUCAUGUAGUGUCAGAGUUAAAUUUGUUUGGGACUACUUUCAGAUGCGGAUUAAUACACAUUUGGUGCUCAAGUGAGUACCAUAAUGAAGGCGUAUCUAAUGCAGAGAAGGACAAAUGAAGCUGAGACUGGACUUGUUGGUAGUAUCAGAUCGUCGUUGAUGUCGGUCUUUUCGUAGGAUUUUUUGACACUAGUUAAAAUACAGAAUAUCCCCAAGUUUAUGCUUUAAAUUAACAGACAGUGUGGCCGUAACAUCUGCCAAACAGCUGCAUCAGUACACUCUGCUUUAGCUUCUGCAUAGUCUGUAUGUCACACCUGAAUACUUCAAACAAAGAAGGCUUUACACCGGCAAGAGAAAUGCGAUCUUUUUCUUUUUAAUCCACCUUGUGGAAGGACACAACAGGUGUUAUAUGAUGUCCCUGCAGACUGUCGGGGUUUUUAACUCAGCAAUUCGAAGAAAUUGAUCUAGUGAGCAGCGAUACAUCACAUGAACUGGAGGCCAUCCCGGCAGGAUGUAAAUAAUAAAAGCCACAAAUAAAGUCUGCUGUUCAAUUCCACAGCCUGGGCAUGUUCUCUACACACACAGUGGCAUGUAGAUAAAAGUUAUAGAGAUACAAUUGAGUGUCAGUGUUCAGUCUUGACCUUGAGAAUGGCAGUUUGAUGAAAAAUUCUCUCUGGUGUCAGAUGUGGAUGUCGGUCUUCCUCCAGCCGUCCGCUGUCGAAGCUGCCGGCAGAUUUGGUGUUUAAUCUGGUGUUCGUUCAGUCUCUCGUCCUCACUGUUUCACCUCAUGUUGCGUGUGAUAUUGUACACCAGCGCAGUCCUCCUCUCUCCAGGGGUGUUUUUGAGAUGUUAAGGUGUUCAUUUACAUAUCUAAUCUGGGUAUAUUUUCCAUGCUCGUCAAAGUAUCAAAGUGGAUUCAGGGUCUGAGGUCAACACUGGGAUUAGUGUUGGUUUGUUGGGUUGAUACGUUGCCUAAAGCACUGUUAAUUUUUGUCCUAAGUCUUAAAAGAAUAUCCGGUCAUAGGCUCCAUCCCUCAAAGGACACAGCUAAUGUUAUAUGAGAAGAAAGUCUUGAUGCUUUUUGUCGUUUCAUUCCAUCACCUAUGAUUUAUGUUUUCUCAUGGCUAACUCGUGCUCUGCAAACAGAUAGACCAGUUUAGUUGCUCAGUUUGGUUUCACAGGUCACUCUGUACCUGUACCUGCUCUGCAAGUCCCAAAUGACCAGCUUUUCUUAGUGCACAUUUGCAUGUCUUGUUCUAAACCUUGGACUAGAAGCUCUUGUCUUCAUUGCUUUUUCAGCAAAGUCUUUGAAUAUAUAUCAAUAGAUGGAUUUAUCUAUAACUGAUGUUGCAAUAUUAUCUUUAAACCUGCCUCCCACACAUGGUAUAGAAUAACUCUUUUAUUAUCUGCAUCUUCUGCAGAGUAUCAGCCCCUUUCUUUAGCGGGGAGUGUCGGGACUGGCGGAGGACAAGGUUGUAUCUGUGUAAUUUCUCUGUGCCUCUCUGUGCCACCAACAUGACGUGACGUCCUCAUGAUGAUUGUACACAAAGGGGGCCUGGCUCCCCGAAAAUUAAACACAGCACAAACAAAGCCUGCACACGCACGGAGUGGAAGGUGUUCUUGAGUCUCGUGUAACGCUGGUAACCUGUUGAUGAGCCAGCUGAAGUUCAGGAUAAAUUCUGUGUCUGUGCUUAUUAUUUUUGGCCUUUCAGUUGUUGAUAGAAAUAUGAUAUUGACAUGAAGAUGCAGUCGGAUUUAUUUCUAGAGAGUUUUCAUUUACAUCAGAACAGAAAAUCUUAUUUGUAGUCUUGUGUAGUUUUUUUUUGUAAAAGCCGAAUAAUUUCAGGUUAAAUUCCAAUUUUUCUGUUCUUGUGUAAACAACACCUCCUCUCAGCUUCAGUGCGUCGCCAUUGUACCAGUAUGUAUCUGCAUAUUACACAGGGUCAGUGGUGAGGCUGGACUUUGCAAUAGUGAAUGACUGUGUGUGUGUGAGUGAGUGUGUGUGUGUGUUGAUGACAAAGCUUUGCAAUACUGAAGUAUUUCUGAUUUUCUGACAUUUUAAUGGCUGUAGAUAAACCUAGAUUUUGCCGUGCUUCUUGCUUUGUAAACAGUUUUCUGCUUUUUAAGUAUGUGGAUUUUUUUCUGACCUGAAAUAUACUGUAGAUUUUGCAAAAUUUUAUAUCACACUGACAUUGCUAUUGUUUUACUGUGAAUAAGGUAUUUCUAGAGCAAUUUUAGCAUGCCUACUUAAAACUGUAAUAUAUAGAACAAACUGUUUCCAGUAGUUAAUAAUAUAUUGCAUUUGGACUGAUACGGACAGAACACGACAAACAUUGAUUUUAUUUAUUUUUUCAUUGUGUAUUUAUGGAUACUUUUACCUUCCAUAAUUCAUACUUGCGUCUUAUUUUUUGAAAAAUAUAUAUAUAUAUAUAUAUUUCUUUUCUCUUAUUUUGAGCAGAAGGAAUUGUCUUUUACAUUCCUAAAUAAAAUGUGGACUGAAGCGCAACUUUGUCGUCUUGAAAGUCCUUUUUUUUUUUUUUUGUUACCGCCAACAUUCACAGUAAAAGCCAUACAGUUAUAUGAAGCACAACUGACCAUUUGUUGAAUCUGUUACUGAGCAACAUUUUACACGUCUGAUGGAUUUAUAACAGAAAAAACCCUCUGCUCAAACCAUUCACAUACUCCCAGACAAAAUAUACGUGUGUAAAUUUCCUGUCAUACUGGAGAAAAGAAAAA